AUGGCUGCCUUUGGGUUGGAAGAUUUCCUGAAUGAGACUGGAUGCAAGCUUAUCUUCUUGCACAGAGUGGCCAGAGGGGUUACCCUCAGCACCACUUGUCUAUUCAGUUGCUUCCAAGCCAUUACAGUUUCCUCCAUUUUCUCAGGUUUGAUGGAGAGGAAAACAGAAUCCCCAAAGUAUCUUGGAUUUUGCUGUUUUCUCUGCUGGAUUCUCAGUGUCCUGAUAAAUAUCCAUAUUAUACUGAAUGUAACAGGACCAAAGAACAGCAGGAACAUGAGUGUAGCAAUCAUGUACAGAUACUGCUACACUCCUGUGGCUAACGGGCUGACAUUCACACUGUUAGCAGCCAUGUACUUCCCUACUGAUUCAACGUUCUUGAGUCUCACGUUCUGGGCCAGCAGCUCCAUGGUCCUGCUGUUGUACAGACACAGACAGCGUGUCAGGAACAUUCACACCAGCUGCACUGUGCUGACCCUGGUGAGUACGUUCAUCUCCUUUUAUAUCCUGGCUGGCAUUUUGUCAUUGUGGUGUUCUGGAGGAACAGUGGUUGGCCCCAGUGGUAUGGCACGUGGUAAAAGUGACUGGAGCAGACCCACAGUGCCUGGAGCUGCAGAAGGCUUGCACUCCUCUGGUAAGCGGGUGGUGUGA
This is a messenger RNA of Octodon degus (degu), 648 nucleotides long. Its product is annotated as vomeronasal type-1 receptor 1-like. NCBI's taxonomy places the organism in Eukaryota, Metazoa, Chordata, Mammalia, Rodentia, Octodontidae. The coding region runs from base 1 to 648 and encodes 215 amino acids. The transcript has 3 exons. Gene Ontology annotation, molecular function: pheromone receptor activity. Gene Ontology annotation, biological process: G protein-coupled receptor signaling pathway. The record is from RefSeq and is a predicted model, not a curated record. Gene Ontology annotation, cellular component: membrane.